AUGGCGGAUUACGAAGAAGGCUACGAGUAUGAUGACUAUGGCGAGGAGGAUGCUGGGAUCACGGCCGAGGACUGCUGGGCUGUCAUUUCAUCGUUCUUCGACGCCAAAGGCUUGGUAUCGCAGCAGUUGGAUUCAUUCGAUAACUUCGUGGUUCACACGAUGCAAGAGCUUGUAGAGGAGAACUCCCAGCUCACCCUUGACCAGAAUAACCCACCCUCCUCAGAUGACCACCCGAUCGCCCUUCGCCGCUACGAGAUCAAGUUCGGCACCCUAAUGUUUACAUCGCCAGCAAUGACCGAAGGUGACGGAAGCACAUCCGUCAUGUUCCCACAAGAAGCGCGGCUGCGAAACCUCACUUAUUCGAGUCCCAUAUACUUGCAAAUGACCAAGAAAGUCUCGGUGGCUGUUGAGCGACCGGUUCCCCUAAACGAACUUGACGAAGAACAAGAGGUCGAAAUGGCUAGGACUGGGGAACAUCCGACAAGACUUAUUUGGGAGAAUGAGGACGGUGAUCCGGAUUCUGGGAAGGAACCGGAACCUGAUAACGUGUAUAUUGGGAAACUGCCGAUCAUGCUUAAAUCCAAGUACUGCAUCCUGAAGGAAUCCGAUGAGGAGGCGCUUUAUGGAUUGAAUGAGUGCCCGUAUGACCAGGGCGGAUACUUUAUUAUCAAUGGGAGUGAGAAGGUUCUGAUUGCGCAGGAGCGGAGCGCUGCCAAUAUCGUGCAGGUUUUCAAAAAGCCGCCUCCGAGCCCAACGCCCUUUGUGGCGGAAAUUCGAAGUGCUCUCGAGAAGGGCUCCCGCCUCAUUUCUUCUAUGACCAUCAAGCUCUUCGCUAAGGGCGAUGGCCAAAGAGGUGGGUUUGGGCAAACGAUCAAAUCAACACUUCCCUAUAUCAAGUCCGACAUUCCGAUUGCUAUUGUCUUUCGGGCACUUGGUGUUGUGUCUGAUGAGGACAUUUUGAACCAUAUUUGCUACGACCGGAAUGACUCGCAAAUGCUGGAAAUGUUGAAACCUUGUAUAGAAGAAGCCUUCGUGAUCCAGGAUCGGGAGGUUGCUUUGGAUUACAUUGGUAAGCGUGGAAGUGGCACGGCAUUAACUCGGGACAAGCGUGUGAAGCAUGCUCGAGAGAUCCUACAGAAAGAGUUAUUACCGCAUAUCUCACAAACGGAAGGAAGCGAAACUCGAAAGGCCUUCUUCUUGGGCUAUAUGGUACAUAGGAUGUUGCAAUGCGCACUUGGGCGACGCGAGACUGACGAUCGAGAUCAUUUCGGCAAAAAACGAUUAGAUCUCGCUGGGCCGCUUCUUGCUAAGCUAUUCCGAGGCCUUUUCCGGAGGUUGACCGGGGACGUCUACAAGUACCUCCAACGCUGUGUGGAGAACAACCGCGAAUUUAAUCUUACACUUGGGGUUAAAUCCACCACGAUCACAAAUGGUCUCAAGUAUUCCUUGGCGACUGGUAAUUGGGGUGAUCAGAAAAAGGCCGCCAGCUCCACUGCUGGUGUGUCUCAAGUACUCAACAGGUAUACUUUUGCUUCCACUCUCUCGCAUUUGCGAAGAACCAAUACCCCAAUUGGCCGCGACGGAAAAAUUGCCAAGCCUCGACAAUUGCACAAUACCCAUUGGGGGUUGGUAUGUCCUGCUGAGACUCCUGAAGGACAGGCAUGCGGUUUGGUCAAAAACCUGGCUCUCAUGUGUUACGUCAGUGUCGGCACCCGUAGCGAAGAGGCGAUUGUUGAUUUCAUGAUUUCACAAAACAUGGAGGUCUUGGAAGAAUACGAGCCCUUGCGGGCCCCCAACGCCACGAAGGUUUUCGUCAAUGGUGUCUGGGUUGGCGUGCAUCGGGAGCCUGCUCAUCUCGUAUCCGCAGUCCAGACAUUGCGACGCAAAUCCAAAAUCUCACCCGAGGUCUCGCUGAUUCGAGAUAUCCGAGACAGAGAAUUCAAGAUCUUCACAGACGCAGGCCGAGUUUGUAGGCCACUAUUCGUUAUUGAUAAUAGCGUCGACAGCACAAACAAAGGCAACUUGGUUUUGAAUAAGGACCACAUUAAGCGGUUAGAGGAAGACCAAUAUAUUCCCAUGCAUCCUAAUCUGGAUGACGAGCAAAAGGAAGCAUUGGGGUACUUUGGAUUCCACGGCCUAAUCAAGGCGGGCGUGGUAGAAUAUUUAGAUGCAGAGGAAGAAGAAACUGUAAUGAUCGUAAUGACUCCUGAAGACUUGGACAUCUCUCGGCAGCUCCAGGCUGGAUACCAAAUCGGACCAGAUGAAAGCGGCGACUUAAACAAGCGUGUGAAGGCCCCAAUGAAUCCUACCGCACACAUAUGGACUCAUUGCGAGAUUCAUCCAAGUAUGAUUUUGGGGAUUUGCGCAAGCAUCAUCCCUUUCCCCGAUCACAACCAGUCUCCUCGUAAUACAUACCAAUCCGCUAUGGGUAAGCAAGCUAUGGGAAUCUUCCUAACCAAUUUUGAUGUACGCAUGGACACUAUGGCAAACAUUCUUUACUAUCCCCAGAAACCACUUGCCACGACGCGAUCUAUGGAGUUCCUAAAAUUCAGAGAACUCCCGGCUGGUCAAAAUGCCAUAGUCGCCAUUGCUUGUUAUUCGGGAUAUAACCAAGAAGAUUCCGUCAUUAUGAACCAGAGCAGUAUUGACCGGGGCCUUUUCCGAAGUCUCUUCUAUCGAGCAUAUACAGACCAAGAGAAGCGGAUCGGCAUGAAUGUCGUCGAACAAUUUGAGAAACCGUUCCGGUCGGACACACUGAAGCUAAAGCAUGGUACAUACGACAAGCUUGACGGCGAUGGCCUUAUUGCGCCAGGUGUCCGUGUCUCAGGAGACGACAUGAUAAUUGGGAAGACGGCACCCAUGGCUCCCGAUGCUGAAGAACUUGGGCAGCGUACCAAAGCUCACACCAAGCGCGAUGCUUCCACGGCGCUCCGAAGCACCGAGAAUGGCAUUGUUGAUCAGGUACUUCUUACAACAAAUGCUGAGGGUCUGCGUUUUGUCAAAGUACGGGUGCGAACAACCAAGAUCCCUCAAAUCGGUGAUAAAUUUGCUUCUCGUCACGGACAGAAGGGUACGAUUGGUAUCACCUACAGACAAGAAGACAUGCCUUUCACUCGACAGGGCAUCGUCCCAGAUCUAAUUAUCAAUCCGCAUGCUAUUCCCUCCCGUAUGACUAUUGCUCAUUUGAUCGAAUGUCAACUAAGCAAAGUUUCAACCCUUCGCGGCCUUGAAGGUGACGCUACACCUUUCACCGAUGUCACGGUCGACUCUGUAUCGAAGCUCCUCCGCGACCAUGGAUACCAGUCACGUGGUUUCGAGAUAAUGUACCAUGGCCACACCGGAAGAAAGAUGAUGGCACAAGUCUUCCUUGGUCCAACGUACUACCAGCGCUUGCGCCAUAUGGUCGAUGACAAGAUCCAUGCUCGAGCCAGAGGUCCUGUUCAAAUUUUAACUAGACAACCAGUCGAAGGUCGUGCGAGAGAUGGUGGUUUACGUUUCGGAGAGAUGGAGCGUGAUUGUAUGAUCUCGCAUGGGGCUGCUGCAUUUUUGAAGGAAAGGUUAUUCGAGGUCUCAGAUGCGUUCAGAGUGCACGUUUGCGACAUCUGUGGGCUCAUGACUCCAAUCGCAAAACUCUCCACACAAAGCUUUGAGUGCCGACCUUGCAAGAAUAAGACGAGGAUCUCACAGGUCCAUAUCCCAUAUGCUGCCAAACUACUUUUCCAAGAGUUGUCAUCCAUGAAUAUCGCGGCGAGGAUGUUCACCGAGAGGUCUGGAAUCUCGGUCCGCUAG
Messenger RNA from Venustampulla echinocandica, 3789 nucleotides. Its product is annotated as DNA-directed RNA polymerase subunit beta. Gene Ontology annotation, cellular component: RNA polymerase II, core complex. Gene Ontology annotation, biological process: DNA-templated transcription. The record is from RefSeq and is a predicted model, not a curated record. NCBI's taxonomy places the organism in Eukaryota, Fungi, Ascomycota, Leotiomycetes, Helotiales, Pleuroascaceae. The transcript is spliced from 3 exons. Gene Ontology annotation, molecular function: ribonucleoside binding; DNA-directed RNA polymerase activity; DNA binding. Bases 1 to 3789 code for a protein of 1262 amino acids.